Messenger RNA from Leptonychotes weddellii (Weddell seal), 14039 nucleotides. It is a transcript of the gene VGLL3, whose product is annotated as vestigial like family member 3. The record is from RefSeq and is a predicted model, not a curated record. NCBI's taxonomy places the organism in Eukaryota, Metazoa, Chordata, Mammalia, Carnivora, Phocidae. Gene Ontology annotation, cellular component: nucleus. Gene Ontology annotation, biological process: regulation of DNA-templated transcription.
GUAUAUGCAAACCAGAGCCCCGGCUCCCCAGGGCUGCCCAACCCGGCCGGGGCUGCGGCUGCGGCUGGCGCUGCGGUGGGCGCCGCUGUCCUCGCCGGAGCCGGGCACUGUCAUGCCCCCGCCGCGCGGCGGGCCGCUGCGUCCCGGAGCCGCUAUAUAAGCCCAGGCAAGGGGACACUCGGAGGGGCUGAAGAUGAAGGUGCCCGCGCAUGGGCCCCCACUGAUUGCCAACCCCUCCCGAGCCCGCGCCCCGCGCGGAGCCCGCGGCCGCCGAGGACCCGCCUUCGCCGCAGUAGCAGCUGGAGCAGCGACAGAGGAGGCAGCUGCGGCGGUGGCGGCGGCGCCCGUCGCCCGAGCGCGUAGAGCGGCGGCGGCAGCUCGGGGGCCGCCGCUGCCCCGGCUGCCAUGAGUUGUGCGGAGGUGAUGUAUCACCCCCAGCCGUAUGGAGCGCCCCAGUAUCUGCCCAACCCUGUGGCAGCUGCAACCUGCCCCACAGCUUACUACCACCCGGCGCCCCAACCUGGCCAGCAGAAGAAGUUAGCGGUAUACAGCAAGAUGCAGGACUCUCUGGAAGUCACCCUUCCCAGCAAACAAGAGGAGGAGGAGGAUGAGGAGGAGGAGGAGGAGGAGGAGGAGAAAGACCAGCCUGCCGAGAUGGAGUACCUUAACUCUCGCUGUGUCCUUUUCACUUAUUUCCAGGGAGACAUUGGGUCAGUAGUGGAUGAACACUUCUCAAGAGCUUUGGGCCAAGCCAGCACCCUCCAUCCAGAAUCUGCCAUUUCAAAAAGCAAGAUGGGGCUAACCCCCCUAUGGCGAGACAGCUCAGCUCUCUCAAGCCAGCGGAGUAGUUUCCCGACUUCCUUUUGGACCAGCUCUUACCAGCCCCCAUCUGCACCCUGCCUGGGGGGUGUUCAUCCCGACUUCCAGGUCACUGCACCCCCCGGCACCUUUCCCACAGCUGACCCCAGCCCCUGGCCGGGACAUGGGCUGCAUCAGACUGGCCCGGCCCCUCCCCCUCCCACGUCCGAGUCCUGGCACUACCCUUUGGCAUCUCAGGUGAGCCCAUCCUACAGCCACAUGCAUGACGUGUACAUGCGGCACCACCACCCCCAUGCCCACGUGCACCACCGCCAUCACCACCACCACCACCACCCUUCUGCUGGCUCCGCCCUGGAUCCAUCCUACGGGCCCCUGCUGAUGCCGUCAGUGCGCACGGCCAGGAUACCUGCGCCCCAGUGUGACGUCACAAAGACAGAUCCGACUACAGUCACCACUGCUACCUCAGCGUGGGCCGGAGCCUUUCAUGGAACCGUGGACUUAGUGCCAAGUGUGGGGUUUGAAACAGGUCUACAGCAUCAAGACAAGAGCAAGGAAUCACCAUGGUACUGAAACACAGUAUUAGCAAGUCAGGCUGGAGUGUGACUCCGUGGGCCCACUGGGAAAGAUGCUGCCAGUAUUUUCCAUUCUGCAGUGGGACACGAUAGACAUGCAAGGAGAAGAGGAAGUAUCAGCCAGCUGACUUUGGUUGGGAGCCUUUUCUUGAGAAAGCCCAGUGGGUCCUAGACAUUGAAGAAAAGCAUUUUUGUUUGUUUUUUCCCCUCAUCUGAGCCUUUGCCAACUGUGCAACUCUUUUUUUGUCUUGCUUUUAUGGAUACAUGGUUUAAUUUUUGUUUCCUUUUGAUUUUUUUUUCCCCUUUUUGAACCAACCACCUUGUCAGGAAAAGAUGAACCACAAAUGAAAAUGCUCAUUCUUUCAGGAAUACAAUUUUGUAGCUCUAUGUGUAUCUAUUUUUGUAGAAAUACAGAAAGUUUGAUUUAGCAUUGAUGGGCUAUUUUUGAGGGAUGUAUUUUUUUUAAUAUUGUAAAAAUUGUUAAGUUCUGUUUAAAGAACUUGCUCUCAGAGAAGCACUGGCAAAAAUGUUGAAAAGGCUUGUCUUUCAGAUGUCUGUGAUAUGCUCUGUGCUUUCUAGGUUACCUCAAGUGUUUGAUAGUUUCUCCUUUUUUACAAAAGUAGCACCAUAGCCAAGCCAAUAUAGUAUUGUUUUACAUUAAAUCUCGGUGAAGAUUUAAUUCCAUGCUAGCUCACCUAGCUUUGAGUUAUAUGCAUAGCUUGAAAAGGAAGUUUUUUCAUGACCAACACUAAAGAAAGGAUAUUUCAUUACUUCGAUUUGUCCCAAAGAGUACUUGGAGGUUGACUAAGUUUUGCAGAAACUUUCAAUCAGAGGGAGAGUUUGCCUAGCAUAUGUAGUUGUCUUUCUUAGCCCAUCCAACUUUGACAAAUGGAACCAGUUUAUAUCCAACUCCUGGGAAAAAAAAUGCGUUUACCCAUGCUACCUUUGAUUGCCAGUGGCUUAGUUUCCUUGUUUCUAAUUAUGCAAUCAUGGCAAUUUUUAAGGUCAUAUUUUAAGUGGAUGGUUUUUUUCCUAGAGAUGGUUUGAAGGGAUAAUAUUUGGGAAGGUACUAGACGCGUCACAAAGCCUUUAAUUCAAUGGCUGUUUCUGAUAAUGUUACUCAUCACUGUAAAUUGAAAAAUAAUAUAUUAUAUAUAUAAUAUUUCAAACGUGUUUUUCAAGACUUUCUUGUUUGUUUAAAUCUGGUCUUAGCUGAUUGAACUUUUUUAAGAAAACUUUUUAGAGCAAAAUGAAAUUUAAAUUGGAAUUUAUGCCACAAUUACUUAAAUCGGGGUAAUAAAUUGACUAUUUAUUCUUUGAAAUUUAUCCUUGAAUACUCAGGAUUCAACUUGGCAUGGCCCUCAGGAUCUAAAUAAGGUGAAGUUGGGAUAAUCAUUAAGACCUUGUUAGGAAAAGAUUAAGGUUAUAAAAGUAGCAGUUAAUAUCUUAAGGAUUUUUGAUGCAAAGUCCAUUCUCAUAUAGCUGCUUCCAGAGAUGGGUCACAUUAAAAAGUUAGUGUUAUAUAGAAGUUUUUGUUUGGUAAAAGUUUCUCAAAUGUGCCCCCUCCUGGUCUUCACCCAUAUGAAAUAGAGUGUUUCGUGAAAUACCACUUUCCAUUUUAAACUGUGUAUAUCUUGUGCAUAAACAUUUUAGCUAUAAGAACAGCAUAACCUCUGCUCAGCUAGGCAGGGUUCUUACAGAUAAUUUAAAGUAGUUCCCUUAUCUCUGUUUUUUGCAUUAGUUUUCUUUCCUGGUGCCUCUGGUGAGUUAUAAAUCUAUUAUACACUCUCUUGUAUUCUUAUCAUAAGUUGCUUCUUCUUAACCAGACUCUCCUUAACGCAAUAUGCAUAUUUUUACCUAAUGUGAGGUCAAAACUUAAGGAAUUUUCUACUUACAAAUGAUAUGAACUUAGAUUUCUAGGGAGUGGCUUGGUCAAAUUAUCUAUAUUUUGAUCUAUAAUUUGACUUGUUACGGUUGUAUGUACUUUGCCCAAUCUGUGGAGCAUGAAGUUAAAUGACUUUAUAAAAUUGGUUUCCUCUUGUGUCCUGAGUUUUCAAAGACAAGUAUUCGGCAGUUCCCAUGGGAUGACUCACUGGGGAUUAUUUAUUUUCCUCCUCUUCCCUUGGAACCUAUUAACUUCCUUUGCAGUUUCUCUUAGAACAGCGUUGUACUCCAACUCAUUCAGAUCAUUCAAUUGGAUUUUCCCAAUUAAGGGAGAAGAAAAGUAUUAACUCUCUGCUCCUCUCCUUAUUCUCCAUUGAAUUGAAUUCAAGGAGAGAGAGACAAUUGAAUAGCUACACCCUGAAUUUGGACUGUGUUCUGUGCCACUCCUGGUAACUAUAGUAUGAAAGGUUCCUUGGCUCUGGGGCCCAGGAAAAGCUGGGGGCCUGAAUUCUGCUGUAUCCAGGAAAGAUUUGUAAGUGAGUUCUCCUGGUGAGAAAAGGCGUUGUUGACAUACUACAAGGGUUAGAUCCUUGCACAGACAAGGAAUGGAUCAAAGUCUAAGUAAAAAGAGAGUACAUGUCUCUAUAAUUGCCUGACAUCCCCUUGGUUUUGUUUUGUUUUGUUUUUUGCCUGGCAUCCCCUUGUUAUGAUCAUAUUACCUUCACCACCAGAAGUUAUAAAAGAGGAUGAGUUGUAAUUUAGCAUGAUAUUCUGAAUUUAUUUUAAGUUGAAAAUGCUAUCACUCUCUGGGUCUGCUCUUCUCACAUCAAAAUGAUGCUGUUGAACUUAGAGGCUUCUGACCAGCUUUACAGAGGCCUACCAACUUCCUCCCCCAUUCAUUUGGAACCAUUCCACCUUUGACUAUUUUAAACAUUAGACUUCCUUCAAGGUUUCUAAUGAGCUAGACCCUAUUAAGUCAUCUCAUUUAUUUGACAUCUAAUCUAGGCUUCGACCACUAAACUAACAUGAGUUAAGGAACAACAUAAUAGUGAUAAGUAAGAUCUCAACAGGCUAUUUUGUCCCUCACUGUUUAUUUGAAAAGAGCCUCUAAAUAUUUUAAAAAACAACGUUUCUUCUUAAGAAGGUUAACUGUCCCCUCCUAACUUUUAUCUGUAAUUUUUUUUUCUUUCUCUGUCCUCUUAAAAUUAUUAACAUUAUUAUUUUAAGCAAAAAUGGCCAGGGUUGCUCUACAUUUUGCAAAUGAGAACCAGUGGGUUGCAAAUAAUUUAAGGAAUUAAUUCUUUUUACUUUAUAAAAACUUAAAAAACAAAAAAAACAAAUUCUAGGCACUGGCAUAAAACAUGCCCUUGAGGAGCUCAUUAUUUAUUUUGCAAAUCAUAUUUCCUAUUCCUAUUCUAAGACCCGCAGAAUAGGGCAGGAUCUAUCUAGUUUUUGCAUUUGCUAUCUAGUUUAAUGUUCUAUUUGUCAUUUAAAGUUGCAGUCAGAAACUAUAUUUCAAGAAACUAAAUUCUAUUUCUUACUGAGUGUCCCUUUGUGACAUAAUAUUUGCCAAAUUAAGUCAAUGGGGCAGUGGCGUUAAGUGGUGGAAAAGGAAAGUUUAUAUAUUGGAGUGUUGACUGAGGGAUAAAUAGAGAAGCAGAAUGAAUUAAUGGAAAAGAGCAUUGACUUGUGCAUUAGGUCAUUGUCUGAAUUCUGGCUUGGCCACAAUUAGAUAUGUGUGAUUUGAGGUUUAUGUAUCUUAUGAGUAAAGUGAGAUAAUAGUACCUAACUGGCAGGCUGUGAAGUGUGGAAAUCAUUUAUCUAUCUAUCAUCUAUCUAUCUAUCUAUCUACCUAUCUAUCUAUCUAUCAUCAAUCAUCUCUGUCUCAUAGUAGAUGUUCAGUAAGUAAGAGGUACCACAAAUGUCUGUCAAUUAAGUAAGUAGGUCAUAAAAUUGAGCUCCCAGAUGUCCCUUCUUUAUACUUUCCGUAUCCAUUUUUGCAGCAAUCAAAUAGAUAUAUGACUGCUUUUUCAUAACAAAUUGUUGCAAGAGAAUCUUGUCCACUAUUUGUUGAAGAUAAAAUGUAAAUUUCUUAAUUACUUCUGUUACUUUAGUGUGUCAUUUAUGAAGGAAAAUAAAUUAACCUUUUAGUGGUAUGUAGGUCCAACUGUGAGUUUUCUUACAUUUCCAAAAUUUUAUUCACCUGGGAUCAUAUUAUUUUCUCCCAAAUUAAGGCAACAUCUUUACUAAAUCACCAAAGUUUAUAUUUUUUCAGUUCUAUUUUGGGCUUCCUUAGCACCUGGAAUAAAAACCUCUCUUUUGAAGUUAUUCAUUUUUUUUUUACUUGCCUUGAGGAAAAAUUGCAAAAUAUGGUGGAAAAAAAUCGUUUGCAUGAAAAGGGGAGGGAAAAAAAUCCCUUUACAAUCUCAGCAGAUUUACUCUGCUUGAGAAAAAAAGAAACAAUUUUAUUAGAAGCAGAUGCUGACACUGUGUCAGUUAUUGAAGAUGGAAAGAGUUCACUUGAACCAUUGCAGUUACAAAGGAGUAUUGAUGGCAGUUAGAAUCCCUGUGAUUGAUCACCUUCAUAGCAGACAUAAGGACAGCAGAAAAGCAGAAACUGUAUGAGACCAAGACUGAAAUCAGCCUGCUGAUUUUCAUGUACAGGAUCUUUAGGACCCAGUUUCAUUUCGUUUUGUGUUUUCUUUCCUCCAGGGUAAAAGACACCUCUUUCAGAAAGUUUAAGGCUUUUUGAGAAAUUAAAAUUUAUUCUGCAAAAACAUGGCCUAAGGGCUCUUUAACUCUCUUAUUAAAGUAUUAAAACUCUUAUUAAAGUCAUUUUAGAAAAAUUGGGUUAUACUUUUAGUUCAAAAAUGUAUGUGGAAGACAAAUAGAUAAACUAUACAAAAGUGGAUGAUUGAAGUUUGGGAUAUGGGUGGGCCUUUCAGGGAAACCUCAGUCUCAAGAGCUUCAAAAUGUUAAUUACCUUGGUAACUUGGUCGUGGACAUUGGGCGCAGAACAGACUUUCAGAAUUUUUCAGCGGUCUUUUUUCUUUUAGUGCUCUCUGGGAAUUUCAUUCUAUACACUUUUCCAAAAUAUAGAAAUAGCCAUUAUUAUUAAAAUAUCUUCAUUUUCUUAUUUCCUUUAUUGUCCAUUAUGCUUUUUUGUUUGUUUAAAAAAUAUUUGUAUAGUUUCAAAUAAUUGAUCAAAAUAGUGUUCACUUGAAAUUGCAAAUUAAUUAGAUCCAAUGAAUUUAUCUGAAUCUCCUUUUAAAGAAAUACUAAUUGAAUUAAGUGUAAUUUACCAAUUCCAUUAUAUAAGUAAACAAUGAUACCUUCUAGAAAAGGUCAGGUUACUGUCAAUUAGCUUCCUUUUUAAUAAUUUCUGGACUACUAAAUUUUGACAUAAGAAUAACUCCUUUAGAAUAGAAGAUUCUUUAGGGGUUUCUUUGGUGUAUGCAUAAGAUGUGAACUUUUCUAAUGAUAUCUCUUUAUACUAAUAGAGAUGUACAUUUUUUUAUGCUGUGGCUAGGGCAAAAAAUAAUGAUUAUUUACACACAUGACUUAAUUUCUUAGGAUAUUUACAAUCUUGGAUAUUAUAUAUGAUUUAAAAAGACUAUUCCAUACAUUUUUCUGGAUAUACAGUAUAGGGAAGUGUUUUCAUGUGAAUUCUUCGUAUCAUUUUAAAGUGCAUAUAUUGAAAGGGAAAACAUGGAUUAAUUUGUUUUUAUCAUAUAUAUCUAGGUAAGGUGAAAUAGUUUUAUAAAAAAAUAAAUAGUGUGGAAGACUUUAUAUUUGUCAGUUGAUUAGGUAAACUGAAAACUAUUCUUAGAAAUAUCACCCUACAACAUUGAAAUACAAUAAAAUUCCAGACUUGUUAGUUUUAUGAGCAAUUUUAUGCUAUCUUAAUUUUACAUUUCCAGAAAGACAAAUUAACUAAUCUUUCCUAUGUUGUCAGUCUUAAUUUACGAAAUUCAUAAAACUUUUGGCUUUACAAGCUAAUUAUAAAAUCUUAAAUUUUUUUCUGUUUUUCUUGGGGUUCGGGAGAGAGACAUUUUCAUAUUUCGGUUCACUCUUCAAAUACAGGUCGCAUAACUAUGUGUCAGUGAUAAAAGAUGGUGGAGGACUUUGUAGUACAAACAAUGUUACCUUCAAUUUGUUCAAUAAAUAAUUUAAUGUGAACUUAAUGUUUAUAUUUUUAAUGUAGCAUUUUGGUUUGGUCUGCAUUUCUUGACAAUUAACUAAAGCUCUGUUUUCUUCUUAUCCAAUUAAGCAAUUUAUAAAUAUCUUUGGAAAUUAAAACAUCUUAGUGUUUUGUUUGUUUGUUUUUAUGAGGUUAAUUUCUAAGGCCAAGGAAUUUAGUUGUUACAGUGAGGAGUGGGUUAUAAAACAAGUGUUUAUAAUGGAAGAGCAAGUGAAAUAGGCUAUGUUAAUUAUAUAACAGCAGGAAGCUUGCGAAUGAAUUUUUUAGUACAAUGCUUCUAAAAUUAUCAUCUCUUUAUGAGAAGUGCAUUUUUUGCUUUGUUUUUACACUUGUUGGAUAUAGAACUUGCUAUAAGUAUUAUGAAAAACAAAAACAAAAACAAAAACAAAAAAAACCUUUCCUAACAAUUCAUUGGUACUUGGAAAAGAAAAUUUCAAGACCUUCUAUUUUUGAAGGAAGCGAGAGUUUUCCUACAAUGGACCCUACUUUCUUCUUAAAUGAAUCAUUUAGAAGUGCUAAAGUCUAGAAAUAAGUGUUUAAAUCAGUAGACCCUCCAACAUAUCAGGUGAAAUAAUUUGGCAUUCUUAACUGUUUGCUGUAUUUAGACUAGACUAGUGUUAUGAGUUUUCUAUGGCUGCUGUAAAAAUUACCACAAACUUAAUGGCUUCAAGCAACACAAAUGUAUUAUCUUAACCACCCUGUAGGUCAGACAUUCGGCACUGUUCUCAGGCUAAAAUCAAAGUGUCAACUGCAUUCCUUCUGGAUGCUCUAAGGGAGAAUCUCUUUCCUUGCUGUUGCAAGCGUCUAGAGUCCUUGACUAAUGGCCCCCUUCCUCCAUCUUCUAAGCCAUUAGCCACUGGUCAAGUCCUUCUCACAUAGCAUCACUCUGACCCUCUCUUUUGCGCCUCUCUCACAUGUUUAAAGACCUUUGUAAUUACAUUGAGUCUGCCUGCAUAGUCUCCUCAUCUCAAGGUUCUUAAUUUAAUUACAUCUGCAAAGUCCUUCAACGUAAGGUAACAUAUUCACAGGUUCUAGAGAUUAGGACGUGAGUAUUUUUUUGAAGGGGGCAUUAUUCUACCACCACAAUUAGUAGAUUUCAAUAUAUUUUUUCAUAAACCCUGUAACCUGGGAGUAUUUAAUAUAGCAAGGCUUAUUGCAUGUUUACAAUGGUCAUUUGUGGAGGAUUCAUCUUCCUUUGCUUAAAUAAUUGCAUACGAAGGGAAUUUCUGUUGUUAUUUCAAACAUUUCACGUGGUUAUUAUAGUGCCUUGGAAUCUAAAGGGCUAUGUAGUAUUUAUGUCAGACAAGCACUCAGGGGGUUGGAGAGCAGGACAUCUGGUGCAGAUUCUUCCUAGCUGAAGUGUGUUUUCUCUGGGGAUAAUCAACUACCAUUUAAUUGUUUUGCUUCCUUUUUUGGGAACGUAUGAUCAUCCUGUGAUGUCCUAAGUCUCCAAGCAUCUCAUUUGACCUGCUGAUACACAUGUGACAAAAUAUCUAUAUAUGACCACAUUGACAUGGUAAAGCUUUUACAUUUUUGUCCAGAUUGAAUCAUUACAUCUGUUAUCAGUUAAGCAGAGGAAUGACUAUGAUGGAAAGCAAACAUGUUUAGAUGCAUUUAAUGUGUAAAGUAGGUACCCAUACUUUGGAAUGCUGUUGAUCAAUAAAUGAGCUAGACUGUCUUCGAAACAACACUCAAGUAUAACUGUUUUACUUUCCACACCAAGUUUGGCUGUGGCUGAAUGAAGAACACCAGCAUUGAUCUUUGCUUUGCACUUGUAAAAGAGACUAUUUGCAGGGAGCCAAAUAUAGCAACAGAGGAUUUAUUAUCUUGCCAAAAAAUACAAAAUCUGUUCCCCUUUAAACACGACACUCUAUCCUUUUCUUGUGGAUCUUGCUAAAAGGAAAAUAUAGCUUUAAACUACCCCAUUCCUUCUGCGGGAAGUCCCUAAUUUUUUUCAAAUGGGCUAUGUGUGGUUUUGUGUUUUAUAUUUCCUAAAGAAAAUGGCUAUAUGAGAAAUCCAGCCAGUAUUAGGCAUUCUUAUUACAAAAAAGGAAAAAAACAAAAACAAAAACCCAAAAAACAAAACAUUUCUAAACCAGAGGUAAGAGUCAAUAGCAAUUAAGAAAAUCACACUUUGUGGCUUCAAGACUGAGUAUCGCUGCGUGAUGUUCUGUGUUUCAUUUUGUAUUGAACCAAAAAAAAAUAAUUUAAAAAAAAUUGUCUUCAACCAACCAGGUGCUUUCUUUGCCUUAGAACAUGGGUGUUUUGCUCUGAAUAUGGUCUGAUGAGUCAAUGGACUAGUCUAGAUUAUAAAGCUGGUAACGACAGUUAACUUUUCUGCUUGGUUUUUAAUGUAUAUACAGAAUUUUGAAAACAGUUUUGCAAACAUCAACCAAGAAAAUAAGCUUUCCAGUGACAGCUUUACCAGACAUCUUCGUGUGGGAUUUUAAAACAAACACAAGGCUGUUUGGAAAUACUUGGUAUAUGUAAAUAUGCAAAAUAUGCCGACCAGUGCUAACAGCUCUAGGGUGUACUCCCUCAUCCUGGAGCCGAAUAUUUUGGUGGCAGUGGUGGUUGUUUUUCCAUCUUUGCUUCUCAUCUCCCUCACCACCACCCCCCUCCCGUCUCCACCCACUUACCCAUCCACAGACAACAGCACAUACUUAACACCCUUCCCCCCUAUUUCCAUGCUGUUUCCAAGAGAAUCAUUUCAGCAGAUUCCCCCUGGAAAAGGUGGGUGGUGCUUUGAAGGACUGUUUGAAUUACACGAUGUCAUAAAGGCUGAGCUUCAAGAACUUGCUUGCACUUGCUCUGACACCCGCCUCGCACACAGCCCAGACACUCCGCAGGCCAGAUUCCAUUAAGGCUUGUCAUUGCAAGGGGAGGGAACGUCUGGUUGAACGUGGCCUUCCUGCUAUGAUGUUCCCAAAGAACACAGAGUAAUCAUUUUAAAUGUGUGCUAUCAGGUUCUGUAACAUCAAGGCAUUCAUUCAUUUAUAAAAAAAAUAAGCAUAUGCUUUUCUGCCUACAGCCUAAAAGAGAAAGAGAGGACCCAAGGGAAGUUAAAAAUGAAAGCCUCUUCUUACGGCAUUUUGACAGGUUUGGAGACGAUAAGUUGGCAAAUGUGAAGUGCGAAAUCCUGGGUCCUAGGACCAGAUCCACUCAUAAUUUGUUGAUAUCAUUUAGUCAGUUUCCUUAUCAGUAGCAUAAAGAUCAAAUGAAAUAAAUGUAAGCUUUUUUGAGAAAACUAAAAGUACUGUACAGAUACAAAGAGAAGGAACUGAUAUUUAUUAAAACUCCUAUAUAUCAUGAGCAUUGCAUGAAUGUAUAUUAAGAAAUUCUCACAAAUAGCAAUACGUAGACAGCAUCAUUUGGGAGGCAGUUAGCAAUAUAAAGACCAUGAGGAUUUCAUUUUUAGUGAUGCUACUUAGAAGCUGGAUGUCCUUGGACAAUUUCCUCAGCCUCUUUAAGUCUCAAUGUGUUCACCUGUCAAAUGAAGAUAUUAAAAGAAACUACUCCAAACAAUUGUUACAGGAAUUAAAUAACGUAUAUAAAUCAUUUAGUUGAUUACUUAGUAAUCAUUACCACUAAGUAAAUACCAUGUUUUUUCUUCUUAUUAACCUUAUUUUUUAGUAAUUUAGGAAGUCAGUUAAGCCCUUCCCCAAGGGCACUUGAUUACCAGUGACAGAGCCAGAUUCAAACCCAGAUUUAACCAAAAAAAGAAUCAGUCCACCACACUACCCUCUAAAGUUUUUGCCAUUGUCACAUCUGAAGGUAUUUGCUGUGAGCAUAUUUUAAUAAUUUCUUAGCCAACUGGAAUAAUUCCCAUUUUCUUCUUCCUCCAAAUCCUAUGAAAAUGGAGCAGUAGAAAUCUCUCUGCUCCUGGAACCCCAGAACUUAAUGUGUGUGUGUGUGUGUGUGUGUAUGUAACAUUUUUUUUUCUUCUCCAUAGUUUUUCUACAGGGUCAUCUAUAUAUGCUAAUAACAUUCAUACAAGCAAAAUGAAGUAAUGAUUCCAAUCCCUGGGAGACAUAGUCUUGAAAUCAUAUGGAUGUUAAAUUCUUUAGCCUAGACAGUUGACAGUGGAUAUAGUGUCUGUAUUGACCAUUUGAGAUAAGCCAAACCACCUUCCUUUUAGGGAGUACCCAUUCAUAAAAACAAGUCUUAAAAAAGCCAGCUUUCUCAAGGAAAUAUUCUUAGAUGCAACCACUGCUUCUUGCUCUCUGCUAUAUGUCUGGGCCUGCAAAGCUUCUGAACUUGUCUGUUUCCUAGCCCCAUGAUGAUGCCCUUAGACUUAUCAAUAGAAUUCAACCGCUUUGAUGUUGGUCUUUUCAUUGUGCUUCCCAGAAGAAGUUUUUACCUGUUUUUACUUCUUUGGUUGCUCAUAAUAGGGUCUUUCCUGCCCCAGCCCUGCUGGAUUCUAGCUCCUGGAGUGAGCCAGGAUCUGGCUAUCCUGAAGGCAGAAAGCAUUAACUUUGGCAAAUUGAUCACCCAAGGGCUGAUCUAGGAUCUGAAACCUAUAAAAGUUGUGCAGAGGGGAGCUCUUUCAGACGAUACAAAAGCAUACUAAAUUAUGAAAGUAAGAAUGUAGAGUACGUAUGAGAAAUCACAACAAAUUUUGUAAAGUUGAUGAAUACUAUGAACACAAAAUUCAGAAAAAUAUAAAUUUGUCUUCACUACCUGCUUAAACUAUAUGUAUAACAUAACAUACUACUCUUCCAACAACUAACACAUUUACCCUUGUUUUAUCUUUAGUACAUUUCCAACAUGUUUCUUUUCUUUCUCAUAUUUGGUGGUAGAACAGGUAGGUUCUGUUCAUAGAGUAAUAUGUUCUCAGUCCCUCUUGAAACAACGUAGUGAGGGGUUACGGUAUUCCUAGGCACCAUUUGUUCACUAGGACAUGAUUACUUAAUUAUAUCUGGAGGUGUUUGAGAAUUAUACCUGGAGGUGUUGGGAUAUAAAUAUAUCCCGCUAAAUCCAAAUCCAAACUGUAUGUAUCUGGUAGAUAGCUUGAUCCUUACCACCUCACAAAGGAAAGUGUGGUGGAGGGGAGAUCUGAGUGAAAAAGAGAGUGUUUUUAUAUGAUUGUAGUUAAAAUAGCUUAUCUUUUAAAAUUUGCAAAAAUGUAUGUCAAGAUAAAUGCUAGGAUUCAUCUCAGAGCUUUGGAAGAUGGCCUGUGCAAAUAAGGGGCCCAGAAGUUUUAUCCUCAUUAGCUUAGGGCAAAUCAUGCCUCUUAACCAUGUCUCCUAUGGUAAAAAAAAAAAAAAGUCCUACUUAUAAGAACAUUGAUAUGUGGCUUCACAUUUUUAAUUUUCUGGUUCCUGUCUGUUACAGUACAUUAAUCUACAAAUCCAAAGAUGAUAAGAGUUCCAUACUGAGUAACCAAGAUUAAAAAAGGCUUCAGUUUGAGAGAGGGAGACAGAAGAAAAAGCUGAAAUUUUUUGGAAGGAAUUCAACAUAGACAAAGGGAGAAAAUAGUUUGUGAGAUGACUGAACUGAAGAUUUUAUGUGCAAAUAACCUGAAGCUGAGAACAGUAAGGAAUGAGUUACCUCCUGGAAAAAGCAGUCUUCUUUUUCUUAAGGAUAAAAAAAGACUAUAUGAUGUUUGCAACUACUCAUGACCAUGAGCCAGAACUAUAUAAUAUGUUCAAAAAAAUGAAGUCUUACUGUAUAUUGAAGCAAAGAAUGCUUUCUUAGAUUAUCUGAAAAGAAAUGGAUUUCUGACCUAGUUCUGUCAUUAACAACCCAUGUGCUUCUAGAAAAAUCACUAAAUGUCCUUGGUGUGUGUUUUCAUCUGUAAAAUAAUGACAUUAAAAUUAGACAAUCUUUAAGGCUUCUUCUACUUCUAAAAGUUCUGUGAUUCUACAUGUAUUUUCUUUAAAUAAAAUAUGUUAACCUAUUUAGACAUCAGAAUUAAAAUUUUCCUGGAGCUAAAAUACUUUGGAAAGAAUACCUAAAUGUAAAAGAUUAUUUGACAACUUCUUCAGAUGUCAAUGUAAGUCUGAGGUAUAAAAAAAGUCAAUCAUGACAAUGUUGUACAGAGUGGAACAAAGAAAAAUUCCAAAGAAUCUCUUUGUAACAAAUGCCAUUGGUAUUUACAUAAUCUGAAGUUUAAAAAAAAAAAAAAAAAGCAAGAGAGAGACACAAUUCCCUUAAAAAUUAGACCUUCUGGAAUUUGUAUUUCUAACACAGUUUAUCCCUCAAGGAGUCAAUAUUCAAACCUGUGUAUAAUUUAGACUUUUUUGCUCAUCCCAUGUGUUCCACGUGCUGGUUUGAAUUAGUCAGUUGUGGAAAAUAGAAAUGUACAAAUCAAAAAAAAUUUGCUUACAGCAUUCUUAUUACUAAUCAUGUCCAACACAGUAGACAAAGUUACAGACAUGUAUCAUUAAAGACAUAACAAGUUAUCUAGACUUACCUCCUAUUCACUUAGCUCUGACUGGUUUAAAAAACAAACUUGUGGUGUGUCCAGCUUAAUUUUAACAAACUGUGUUGGCUUCUAUGAUUUCCACUGGAAAGCUAAUCAUUGAAUACAUUUCAAUAUCAAUAAACAUUUGUUGACUGAA